UUUAAAACACCGCCUGGCUGGCCAUCCUCGUGGGCGCAAGCGCCCAGAGAAAAAAAAAACCACACCCUCCUUCCACCUUCUUCAUUUCCUCAUCCCCGUUUCCACACAAAGCAAAAAGCACAUUUCUAUAUCCACAGCAUCGCAUUUAUCUUUUCUCGUAAUCUCUUUCUCAAAUAAUGGCAUCUAUGGUAGACAGCUGGGUGGUGGUGGACAAGACCUCUGGCGGCGAGCUGCGGGCCAAGGCCAGCCACGAGUCCCUGUACAUUAGCGAUUUGUCUGCCAGCAAGCCACGCGUGCAUAUCCAGAAGACGACAACCAAGAGCCUGGCGCCGGAGCUCAUGGACUGGAUCAACAACUCGGCGCAGGAGCUGCCUGUGGCCGAGCGCAACCCGUCGACCACCAGCUCGUACAAGACAAACUCGAGCUCGGUCAACCGCCGCACAAUGCGCAGGUCGAGCAUUCACGGGACGGGGGGUUUUGGCGGGCUGCAGCGCAGUGACGACUGCUACAAUGACGGCAUGUUUGUUGUCAAGGUAUUGGAGGUCAGGCAGGUGGGAGCAAACAAGCCCAUGAACUUGCAGUGCGUGGCACAGGUGGGCGACGAGAAGUUUGCGAUAGCGCCGGUGCAGACACAGUGCACGGGCGGCAAUGUGUGGGCGGCCAAGAUGGACGACACGUUUGUGUUUGACGUAUCGCGGCAGUUCACAUUCAACCUGGCGGUGCUGGGGACGCACGUGGCGCCGGUGCGUCGGCACCCGACGAUAUCGCGGAUAACAAUGAGUAAGCUGCAUCUGGGGUCGCAGGUCAGCGUGGCGACCACGCAGACGGUGAAGUCCAAGAAGCGCAUCUCGGGGCUGUUCUCCAAGAUGUUCCGCAACAAGCACAUAGCCAAUGACCCGGUGUACGCCGGCAACAAGUCGCGGGUGUCUCUUUCGCCCAGCACGACGUUCCUGCAGGACGACGUGCUUCUGGAAGAGGCGACGGACGAAAGCGGCCGGCCGCUUGAAAUCCAAAGACACUCGGUGUACUCGCCCACCAGCUCCACCAGCGACUUCAGCCAGGCACCCGAGAGCUCGCGGUUCUCUGGGUAUUUCCCACGGGCGCGCGCCAACACCACAGCAACCGAAGCGUCGGUGUUCCGGCCGCGGCUGCGCACAUUCUCCAAUGCCUCGCAGAUCACGCCGCAGUCCCUGGGCGAGGUCUUCCUGGACUUCCGCGUCGAUAGGCGCGAGAAGCGCCGCACCACGCUGACUUUGCCUGCAGUCAACCAGGCGCAGGAGGCGAUGCGCGGCGGCAACCACGUCGAGGUGCAGGUGCUGCUGGAGUACGGCAUUCUGGUCAACGAGACGUACGAGGAGCGGCUGGCCAGGCAGCAGCAGGAGCGCAUCAGCGAGGAGCGCAUGAUGCAGCAGCGCCGCAGGCAAGAGACCGAGAUGCAGUGGGAAAAGGCAGACCGUGACGACCGGCAGCCCAGGCUGCGCGGGUUUGUCAGCGUGUUCACCCGCAGCGGGCGCAUCUCCACGUGGAAGCGGUACUGGGCGGUGCUCAGCAGCGCGCGCAUCGAGCUCUUCGACAAUGAGAAGGAGCACGAGCCGGUGACAGCCAUCCCGCUGUUCCAUCUGCAUGACGCCGGGGUGCCCGAAACCGACCUGGUCAAUCUGGGGCCGACGGGCAUUGAGCUGCGGCUGUCGCCUUUGGCCAUGACCGACAGGCAUAGAAGGCAGAGCGCACACCCGCGCCAGUCCGACGCCAUGGAGGCGACGCUGCGGGACAUUAACGUGAACGACCUGGACGACGACGACGCGGCGCUGGUGCAGUACUGCGACUGGCAGUGCCGCGUGUACAUUCUUUUGGGGUCGCUGCCGGACCGCGACCUGUGGCUGCACGAGCUGCGCAAUGUGACGGUCCCCAGCGCCGAGUUUGCGCGGUUCCGCGCCCGCCAGCGCCGCCAGUGGCGCAACCAGGAGCUCAGCCUGGCGGCCGAGCAGCUACGGCGCAUAGGCAGAAACCUGCAGGUGGUCCAUGGCCAGGCCAUGCCCGGUCUGUCGGAGCAGGAGACUCUGUCGGCCAAGCAGGCGUUCCUGGAGAGCAUCGGGAGGACCUCGGCCCGGGUCGUGUCGAUGUCGGGCAUCUGCGGCGAGUUUGGCGGCAACACCCUGACCAAUGCGCCGUUCGCCCCGCGCCUGGUCAACCUGACCGUGCGCAAGCCCAGCGGCUCGCAGCGGCUGCCGCUGCCGGCCGCGCUGUGCAGCGACGCGUUCCCGCGCAUCCCCAGCCCGCCGCCGCAGAAGAAGAUGCGGGCCAGGCGCGACAGCAGUGAGCUCGGGCUGCCGGGCACCGCUGUCGCCAAGGACCGCAAUGUCAGCGGCGGCAGCACCGUCAUCCAGGUCAUGGGCACCGCCAAGGAGCGCCGCCAGGGGACCGUCAGCCGCCGCUUCCUGUUUGUGUGGAGCGUCAACGACCUGUGAACAUGUAUUACUCUUUCUUCUUAUCCCACUUGUUU
Messenger RNA from Linderina pennispora, 2503 nucleotides. RefSeq lists its product as uncharacterized. The record is from RefSeq and is a predicted model, not a curated record. Lineage: Eukaryota; Fungi; Kickxellomycota; Kickxellomycetes; Kickxellales; Kickxellaceae. The transcript is spliced from 2 exons. The coding region runs from base 177 to 2468 and encodes 763 amino acids.